AUGGAGCAGGAUAGAUCGCACUACCUGGUAAACGUUGGCUGGGUGAAUGCCACGACACUGUGGGCGUCGUGGGCGUCAAGAGACCAGAGCACAGCAGUACUGGCCACCUGCGACAAUGUCGACUGGAACUGCUCCUUGGUACACGUCAAUCACAAGGAGGGCGGAGGUGUGUCUCCAGUCGUCCGUUCAGUGGUGUGGGCAGGGACCUGGGCAGUGUUUCCCUGGUCAGUGAAGACUCUCUCAGGUGCCUGGCACAACCAUGUGGCACUGGUGGGGGCACGCGAGGGCCGCCACUCACCACUUACCCUUGAAGAGUACCACGUCACUGAAGUCCUCGGCUUCGUUCUCAAUGACAGCCUCGUCUACUUCAGGGGAUCAGAGCUGGAGAAUGGGGCAGGUCGACAGCAGGUGUACAGUGUGUCUACUGGCGAGCAGAAUGUAUCAUGCAUCACGUGCCACAUAGGUUGUAAGUACGUGGUGGCUCAGCCUAACCCUAGUCUCACCCACCUGGUCGUCACCUGCACGGGAUCCGAGCCCCCGUCCACCCACCUUCUGUCCCUGGCUGCCACCCGUGCCGACCCUCUGCCACUACAUGAGCAGUCCAAGUUAAGGUCUGCGCUGAAGGACCUGGCGUUGCCAGUGGUGUACUCCAUGGACGUGGCCCUGGCCCCUGCCCUUCACGCUGCUGUCACCCUCACCCUUCCUCCCGGCUGGUCCGCAGAGGAUGAUACUCUCCUCUACCCUCUCGUCGUUCAGAUGAUCGGACCAGGGGAGCAGAAUGUGGAGGAACGACUGUGGCACCUCGGGUGGAAGGAGUACCUGUCGUCAGGUCACCAGGUAGUACACGCCAAGGUGGAGCUGUGGGGCGGCGACCCCUCCACCAGAGCCUCCACACACACCCUGGCAAAGUACCAGUCCAGAGUUAUACAGAAGAUGCUGAGUCAGUUCACCUUCCUGGACAGAGUGAACGUUGGUGUGUGGGGUUGGGGUUCUGGAGCCUCACUAGCCCUGGAUGCUGCUGCCCUGGCCCCUGACCUGCUGAAGUGUGUAGCUGCAGUCAACCCAGUGGUCGACUGGCGUGCCCAUGGUUCGUUCUGGGCAGAGCGUCAGCUGGGGUCAGCUGAGAGUGAGGGGUCGGGGCGUCGUUAUGAGGACAGUGACCUGACCCGUCUGGCACCUCAUCUAGGUGCCAACCGCGUCCUGCUGGCCCAUGGCACCCGGGAUCCAGCCGCGCACCACGCCUUUCUCAUGGCACACGCCCUCAUCUCCCAGGAGUCCUACUUCACUCAUGUGGUGUACACUGAUGAUGACUAUAUGCUGGACCUCAACCGAUACCACCUCAUCAACGCCUUCAACAAAUUCUUCUUCAGCUGUUUACACGACCCACUACAGUAUGAGUUACACAACCGCUGACGACGCUGCUGACACAACAUUUGACGCCGCUGCUGACAGCCGCUGACGCCGCUGCUGACACAACUGCUGACAGCCGCUGACGCCGCUGCUGACAACCAUUGACGCCGCUGACGCCGCUGCUGACACCGCCGCUGAAGACGCCGCGGCCAGUGCUCCAUGACGUCAUAUCUUGCCCACAUUAUUCUCAAUAAUUUAAAGCUAAAUCAUGAUUAUUGUCGCGCUGUUGCAAAUAAUAAUAAUAAUAAUAAUAAAAUAUACUACUAAUGAUAAUAAUAAUAAUAAAGUUAAGCAGACAAGCCUAACAUGUACAUGACCUUAAGUACACUAAGUACCACUUUGAAUUAAGGCCGCAAGAUCAUGUACUAUUGCACAAAGGCGUCAAAAGUUUCCCUAAAGAGUCAAGUUUCCCUGAAACUACCGGACAUGAGGAUUAUUAUACGUAAUCAAAAAGAAACUCUAAACCACAAGGGCUAUACAGCGGUGAGCGGGACAUGUGAGGAUUACCACCUACCUUCAGCAGUGUUUGUGUUCUUCACAGUUAUUGUCUGCUGCAUCAGUGGUUCCCCGUCCAGCCUCACCACUCUUAAUUCUUCCUCACUUUUAUAUAACUUUGUAUUUCUAAUGAAUUUCUUAACAAAUUCUCGCCUCAGUUGGGGGUCAG
Cherax quadricarinatus is the source of this 2074-nucleotide messenger RNA. The record is from RefSeq and is a predicted model, not a curated record. Lineage: Eukaryota; Metazoa; Arthropoda; Malacostraca; Decapoda; Parastacidae.